UCCUCUACGGAAACAUCGGAAAAAAAGAAAGAAGGAAGAAGAAAUGGAAACUCUGAGUAAAGACAUAACUCCUAUAAAUGAAGAUAUUCAAGAGACUAAUAUUGCUUAAUGGCUAUGAGGGUAUCUCCAGGCUGGUGGCAAGCUACAAAAUGUCUUCCUCAUUUGAAAAUGGACAGAAUGUGUCUCAGGAAAACAGCUAGUAGAAAUGAAUCUUAAAUACUGUAUUUACUUUUUGUUUUUAUUUGUAACUUUAGUAUGUGUUAUUAUUUUUAAUAAUAAUUUUAUUACAGUCUAGUAAUUGAGAAAAACCACUUGGUUAGGUAGCAAUGAUAAGAAGAGGAGACAUUUCAAUAAAUUUCCUCUUGUGUUUUGUCACUAAGGUUACUAGUCAAAUAAAGAAGUGGGAAGGAAUUUAGAUCUUAGGAACUGAAUUAAUAAUAAAGCUACAUUUCCACAUGCUUACCAUAUGCUGAGUUUGAAAUAUAUUAUUUCAUUUAAUCCUUUCAACA
Messenger RNA from Castor canadensis (American beaver), 509 nucleotides. RefSeq names its product betacellulin (gene Btc). Lineage: Eukaryota; Metazoa; Chordata; Mammalia; Rodentia; Castoridae. The record is from RefSeq and is a predicted model, not a curated record. Gene Ontology annotation, molecular function: growth factor activity; epidermal growth factor receptor binding. Gene Ontology annotation, biological process: positive regulation of cell population proliferation; positive regulation of mitotic nuclear division; epidermal growth factor receptor signaling pathway.